CUGUUUACCCGGCUGCAUUGUGGGAGUUUGACCUCCGCCGCCGCCAACCGCCGCCUCAGCCUGCGCCGCCGCCGCCGCCGCCUUGCACGCCAUGGGAGCCGUGACUGACGACGAAGUCAUACGGAAGCGUCUCCUAAUUGAUGGAGAUGGUGCUGGAGAUGAUCGCAGAAUUAAUCUACUAGUGAAAAGUUUCAUUAAAUGGUGCAAUUCUGGAUCCCAGGAAGAGGGGUAUAGCCAGUACCAACGUAUGCUGAGUACACUGUCCCAGUGUGAAUUUUCAAUGGGUAAAACUUUGCUGGUAUAUGAUAUGAAUCUCAGAGAAAUGGAAAAUUACGAAAAAAUUUACAAAGAAAUAGAAUGUAGCAUUGCUGGAGCACAUGAAAAAAUCGCUGAGUGCAAAAAGCAGAUUCUUCAAGCAAAACGAAUACGAAAAAAUCGCCAAGAAUAUGAUGCUUUGGCAAAAGUGAUUCAGCAUCAUCCAGACAGACAUGACACAUUAAAGGCACUAGAGGCUCUGGGCAAAGAAUUAGAACAUCUUUCACAUAUUAAAGAAAGUGUUGAAGACAAGCUGGAAUUGAGACGGAAACAAUUUCAUGUUCUUCUUAGUACCAUCCACGAACUGCAGCAAACACUGGAAAAUGAUGAAAAGCUCUCAGAGGUGGACGAAGCUCAGGAAACGAGCCUGGAAGCAGAUCCAAAGCCAUAGUCAGGCGGGCCACCAUUCCCAAGACUGUUAAAUCAGCAACAUGAUCUUAGUGUGUUUAGAAUUUGCUGUUCUCCUGAGAUAUUUAAAGUUUUGACAGUGAACUACUCUGCUUUUAAAUGUUAUGUACAGUUUAUGUUUCUUUACACAAAGGCAAUUGACUUCAGUAUAGAUUUGUUUUAUUGAAAUACCUUAUUUAUUCUUAAACUUAAAAGGUAGAAAACAACAUCCGAAAAUGUUUAAUACAACUUUUUCAAGUCAGAUAAUGUUUGUGCCCAUAGUUCUUAAAUGUUAAUAUUGAUUUGUUGAUAAAAUAAGUUGAAGAUUGUGAGAAGGUGGUGUUUCUAAGGUGUACGUGAAGAAAAUGAGUCCGCUUCUGUAAAUUGUUAACACUUUUGAAAAUGGAGUACUUGAAUAUGCUUCAGGAGGUCUGUGAACUUGUGAAAUUGUGUGCAAAAUGUUUGUGGUGUAUGGUCAUUGUGGGCCAGGUUCCAUGAUAUAAGAAUCACUGGUGUAAGAGGAAAUAAAAUACAAAGUUAAUCCAUA
This is a messenger RNA of Artibeus jamaicensis (Jamaican fruit-eating bat), 1249 nucleotides long. RefSeq names its product THO complex subunit 7 (gene THOC7). The transcript has 8 exons. Gene Ontology annotation, cellular component: THO complex part of transcription export complex. Lineage: Eukaryota; Metazoa; Chordata; Mammalia; Chiroptera; Phyllostomidae. The coding region runs from base 92 to 706 and encodes 204 amino acids. The record is from RefSeq and is a predicted model, not a curated record. Gene Ontology annotation, biological process: mRNA export from nucleus; mRNA processing.